Solanum stenotomum is the source of this 631-nucleotide messenger RNA. RefSeq names its product axial regulator YABBY 4. Gene Ontology annotation, cellular component: nucleus. The transcript is spliced from 7 exons. Bases 17 to 625 code for a protein of 202 amino acids. Gene Ontology annotation, biological process: multicellular organism development; plant ovule development; cell fate commitment. The record is from RefSeq and is a predicted model, not a curated record. NCBI's taxonomy places the organism in Eukaryota, Viridiplantae, Streptophyta, Magnoliopsida, Solanales, Solanaceae.
AGAUUGAGAAGAAAAGAUGUCAACAUUGAACAACCAUUUGUUUGAACUCCAAGACACAAUUUGCUAUGUGCAAUGUGGAUAUUGUACUACAAUAUUACUUGUUAGUGUGCCAUGCAGCAGCUUGUGCAACAAAAUAGUAACAGUGAGAUGUGGGCAUUGCACUACUCUCCUCUCUCUCAACUUGGUUAAACCUUCUCUUCAUCUCUUUGCUUCCUUCAACCAAACUCAUCAGCAGCCAAAGCCGCCAGUUGACAAGGAGGAAAUUGAUGAUGCUAAUAAGAAGAAUGCAAACUCAGAAAGCCAAAUUAUGACCUCAUCAGAUGAAGAAGAUCAAUUGGAGAAUAAUGUUCUUCCUCUUAAUCAAGUCGUUAAUAAACCUCCAGAGAAGAGACAAAGAGCUCCAUCGGCUUAUAAUUGCUUUAUCAAAGAAGAGAUCAAGAGGCUGAAGACUCUAUAUCCCAACAUGACUCACAAGCAAGCUUUCAGUACCGCAGCAAAAAAUUGGGCCCACUUUCCACCAAGUCAACAUAGAGGAGGCUGUAGUGUUGGAGACAGGAAAAUGGCAAAGGUUUCUGCUGCAAGAAAUUCUAUGGUCCCAAGAGAUAGCAAUGGUUUAAUUCCUUGAAAGAAA